Babesia bigemina is the source of this 381-nucleotide messenger RNA. RefSeq lists its product as hypothetical. The transcript has a single exon. NCBI's taxonomy places the organism in Eukaryota, Apicomplexa, Aconoidasida, Piroplasmida, Babesiidae. Bases 1 to 381 code for a protein of 126 amino acids. The record is from RefSeq and is a predicted model, not a curated record.
AUGAAGGCUAUUUUGACAAGCGAGAAUCUUGAAAGGGCUAUGAGAUCAGAUGCCGGGCAGAAGGUGAUCGAUGGUGUCAUCCUGGCAAUCAUGUGGCACAUUUGGCUAACAUACUUCGUCCCUCUGAUUCUCGCCAAAGGCUUCUGUGUGUCUCUUGUGUUUAGCGUAUACUACUUCGGAUGGUUGGGUCGGUUUAGGGCAAGGUUUUUCAGAGGUCUCACACUGUUUUUGGAAAUAGUGCUGUAUUGUGUGUGGAAGCUAUGUAAAGCGCUAGCGGCGCUUUUGAAAAGCUUGUAUAGUAAUGGCAAUUCAGAGGGCUACGGCAUGCUAAGAGGCUAUGGAUACAACCCUCUAGUCUUCGACGCGAACGACAUCCGGUGA